Aplysia californica (California sea hare) is the source of this 576-nucleotide messenger RNA. Its product is annotated as chymotrypsin-like serine proteinase. Bases 4 to 276 code for a protein of 90 amino acids. Gene Ontology annotation, molecular function: serine-type endopeptidase activity. NCBI's taxonomy places the organism in Eukaryota, Metazoa, Mollusca, Gastropoda, Aplysiida, Aplysiidae. The transcript is spliced from 2 exons. Gene Ontology annotation, biological process: proteolysis. The record is from RefSeq and is a predicted model, not a curated record.
UCUAUGGAGCUGACCGAAGCAAACUUCAGAAUCAUCACCCGGUUCAGAUGUCUCCUUCAGUUCACCCUGGCGACAGGCUUUUUAGUCAAUACCCGGGAUUUAUGUUUCGUGAACUCAGACGCGAAUACUUGCUUCAGAGACUCUGGUGGACCCCUCGUCUGUAACGGCCGUCUGGCGGGCAUCCUCAGUUGGCCCAACUUCCUCUGCGCCAACGCGCGACCCACUACGGCCUCUCGGGUCUCUUUCUACACCGACUGGAUCACCAGCAGGCUGUAGUUAUUACGACACCAGAGGACGUCUGUAAGCCAGACGUACGUUUUGUUUCUCAAGUUAUAAACUUUCUGGAAAGUUCUUAAAGAGUUUUCGAAGCUCGUAAAAAAGAACAACGGUAAAUGAAACUUGUUUUAUACUGCUUUGCGCCCGGAGCGUACAUUUAUGGAGUUGCAAUGACACAAAUUGCUUUAGCUGGAACCUAAAGCUCCUCUACAAAGAAGGCGUCUGUGGAAAAAAAUGCAUAUUGUUAAUAUUCCUAUGUUUUAUAGCCUUUAAUAAAUAGCAAGCAAUCAGAAAACCCAA